Messenger RNA from Moneuplotes crassus, 639 nucleotides. The record is from the annotation of a GenBank genome assembly. NCBI's taxonomy places the organism in Eukaryota, Ciliophora, Spirotrichea, Euplotida, Euplotidae.
AUGGAAGUUCUUAGGACAAAAUACGGGAUUAAGCCUCGAUUAAAGAUAGUUAAUAUGAAUAUGACUCCUCACAGAAUCCCAGUUACGAAAAGAAAAUGAAAUAUCGCCACAAAGCUUUUAAAAAUAAGGAGAAAACGGAGACUUAAUAGUCCAAGUCCUGCCAGUAAAACUUUCUUAAAGAAGAGAAACAGAUCACCCUGAAUCACCACAAAUAAAGAGCCUGUUUCCUGACUCAGAAAGCAAAGACUCAAAAUGAAGAUCAAUCUGAAGAGUAAGAAAAAACUUAGAGUGAUAGCCAAAAGUCCUAGCCCAAAUCACGAUCUUAAGAUAUUCUGAACACCUACUGCUAAAGCAUAUGAAGAAGAAACAAAAAGAUACAUGGCUAUUAUAAAGAAGGUUCAGGAUGCAAUUGGCAGGAGCCCCAGAAUGUUCAAUUCUCCCAGAAUUCUUAAGAAAGUGCUUUUAUGCUGGGAGUCUCACAAAAGGAUGACCAACCAAACUCUUUCCAAAACCUCCCCAAAACUCUUCACCUCCCACAACUCCACUCAAACCUUCGAAAUCCCCAACCCUCAGUCUCUCCUCCCUAACUCCUCGUUCGGGACUCGAAAGCUCACCUACAACCCUCAGUUUCUCUAAAAC